Messenger RNA from Nilaparvata lugens (brown planthopper), 2558 nucleotides. It is a transcript of the gene Pka-C3, whose product is annotated as cAMP-dependent protein kinase catalytic subunit 3. The transcript has 8 exons. Gene Ontology annotation, molecular function: protein serine/threonine kinase activity; ATP binding. NCBI's taxonomy places the organism in Eukaryota, Metazoa, Arthropoda, Insecta, Hemiptera, Delphacidae. The record is from RefSeq and is a predicted model, not a curated record. The coding region runs from base 298 to 1341 and encodes 347 amino acids. Gene Ontology annotation, biological process: protein phosphorylation.
GCUGAACAGCUGUCUUCUCUAGCGCACAUCGCACCACGCUGACUUGUGAGGGCAGAGGGACAGUUGGUUGGUGGCAGCGACGCAGUGCAGUCCAGUGUGUGGUAGAGUGCGGUGCGGUUCGCUCCUAGUUGGACAGUGGUUGCAGUUGCAGUGUCGUUCAUCCGACCCAAGAGUGACAGCCAGUUUGUUAACGGAUGAUGAUAGACUCGGCUCUCUUAUCAGGUGAACUUAAUCUCUGCAGUCGCGUUUGACAAUCGCUUAUCUUGCGUGUUUCCAUUGAGCGUCCAGUUCACCACCAUGGCAUCCUCGAAAGUUGUUCGGUGUCGCCAGGAAAGCCUUCCCAAGGAAAUCUCGUCGGUUGACACCAGCGAUGCUUCCGACGCCGAAAAAGAUUUGGCCGUCGACGACUUCGAUAUCAUCAAAACAAUAGGCACUGGAACAUUUGGGCGUGUAUGCUUAUGCAGAGAAAAGUCUAGCAGUGAAUACGUUGCUAUGAAAAUUCUAGCCAUCGGCGAUGUAAUUCGGCUGAAGCAAGUAGAGCACGUUAAAAACGAGAAGAACAUACUGCAGCAAGUUCGUCAUCCUUUUAUUGUUAAUUUGAGGUGGCACUUCAGAGACAAUAGUCAUAUCUACAUGCUAUUCGAUUAUGUAUGUGGAGGAGAAUUAUUUUCUUAUUUGAGAAAUGCUGGCAGAUUCACAACAAGUACAGCCAAUUUCUACACAACUGAGAUAGUUGUGGCCUUGGAAUACCUACAUUCACAAAGUGUUGUAUACAGAGAUCUGAAACCUGAGAACUUGUUACUAGACAAAGAUGGCCAUCUGAAAAUAACAGAUUUUGGAUUUGCCAAAAAACUCACUGACAGGACGUGGACACUUUGUGGCACACCGGAGUAUUUAGCACCAGAAAUAAUUCAAAGUAAAGGACAUAACAAGGCCGUUGAUUGGUGGGCCCUAGGUGUUUUAAUAUACGAAAUGCUAGCGGGCUAUCCACCAUUUUUUGAUGACAACCCAUUUGGAAUCUAUGAGAAAAUUUUGGCUGGAAAAAUCGAAUGGCCCAGGCAUAUAGAUCCAGUUGCCAAAGAUCUUAUCAAGAAACUAUUAGUACAAGAUAGAACAAAAAGGCUGGGAAAUAUGAAGAAUGGUGCAGAGGAUAUCAAGAGGCACCGAUGGUUCAAAUCAAUGGAUUGGCAAGAUGUGUACUUCAAAAGACAGAAGCCACCAAUAGUGCCAAGAGUGAGCUACGAUGGAGACACGCGCAACUUCGACGAAUACCCAGAGUCCGACUGGAAGUCAGCACCAUGUGUAGGCGAAUUGGAGAUGAAACUAUUCGAUGACUUUUGAAAUCAUCAUUCACUCAGUAUUCUCAGACUUGAUUUGUGGAUUUUGAAUGCAGUGCAUUUUAUUAGUUCCUAACUUCGAUAUUGAUUUGUAUAGUAUACGGUACCAAUUUAUCAUUUUUUAUUGGAAACUGAAAUAGAUGUACUUAGUAUCUUGAAAAGAGAUUCGAUUCUAGGCAAUAAUAUAUUGGAGGAAACGAGAAUUUGUGAAUUCUGAAGUGAUCUAUGCAUAGUUCAUACUAACAAAACACUAACACUACUUCAAGAUUAUCAUGACAUGAUACAAAAAUGUGACCAAAUCUGGAAUGCUCAAAGAUUCUGUUCUAAGAGCGCACUUUCAUAGUGAACACAAGAGGCAUUGUGACACUGCCAUUCAAUAAUUGUUGCACUCUUAUCAUGUGACUUUCCAUGCACAACAGCGCUAUGAUAAUAAAUAUACACAAUGAUAAGGGGCCCAUGCUACUAAUAUUGACAAUGAUGAAGCUUUGCAACUAAAGAAAAGGUUUUCUAAAUACUUCAAUUUUAAAACAACCAGUUCAAGAUUAUAUUUUUAAAAUAUAUCAAUUAUUACAAUGAAAAUUGGGAACAAUGAAUAUCGAAAAAUAUGAUCUAACAAAAGAAUUUAAACUCAAAUUCCAAACUGUUUUAUUCAAAUAAAAAACUAAAAUUCAACUAUUUAGCUAUUACACAUUUGCAAAACAAAUUUAUAAAAUUCAUUUUCAAUUUACCAUACAGUACAUUUAUUUGAUUUGUAAUACAUUAUGGAAAUUUGCUUUUAAAUAACAUCAUGAUACAACUUGAACAGCACAGAUUAUAUUAUUAAUAGCUAAUUUUGAAACAUUUUCAAAAAAAACAAUUAGUUAUCUAGUGAUGAUUAUUGAUAACUGUGAUUUAAUAAUAACUCUAGGAUGUAAAUCAUUUUAGUGUAGGCACCAGUCGAAAAGUGUAGAAUGUAAAUAGAUGUGAAGACUGCUAAAUAUAGAUAAAAUGUAAAUACCUGUAGACAGAAUAUUAGCUUGUACAUUUAAUUUUGUAAAUAAAAUUAAUUUAUAACAAUGUUUACCGUUAAAAGAACAACAGGAUCACGAAAUAUUUUAUACAAAUGUAACAAAAUGUAAAAUAAUGAUAUUCAAAUAACAGUUGUUGAAUAAUUCACAAUGUGUUGGACAGAAGCAAAAUUUGUACUAGAAGAAUAAUAAAUUACUAUAUUUCUGGAACUUU